This is a messenger RNA of Theileria orientalis strain Shintoku, 2331 nucleotides long. RefSeq names its product DEAD-box family helicase. Gene Ontology annotation, biological process: mRNA splicing, via spliceosome. Gene Ontology annotation, molecular function: ATP binding; RNA binding; RNA helicase activity. Bases 1 to 2331 code for a protein of 776 amino acids. Gene Ontology annotation, cellular component: catalytic step 2 spliceosome. The transcript has 12 exons. NCBI's taxonomy places the organism in Eukaryota, Apicomplexa, Aconoidasida, Piroplasmida, Theileriidae. The record is from RefSeq and is a predicted model, not a curated record.
AUGGAAGAAAAAAAGUCAACUUCGAAUGUUGUGAGAUUUGGAAAUACAACAUCGCCAGAAAUAAUUCCAGAAAGUAAACUGUAUCCAUCCAAAGUCGCUUCAAAAGGCAACGAAUCUCUUCUCAAUGACGGAACCUCCCGAAUGUUAUCAGUCGAACAACUCAUUUCUAAGAAGUCUGAGGCCAACGGGCCUCUGAAGGUAACAUAUAUUUCGAAGGCACAGAGAAAUAGGAACCUAGAGGAGGCAAGGAAAAGAGAGCAAUUGGAGGCACUAAAGAAUGAGGAAAACCUAAAAAGAAGGAGAAGAGAACUUUCAGAGAGAUCGGAGCGAGAAAGGGAGAUGGAAAGAAGAGAGAGGCAGAAAAUAAAAGAAGUAGAGCGUAGAAAUGAAGAAAAGGAACGAAGAAAUGAAAGAGACACUAAAGAGUCAGAAAAGGACGUGAAGCCAGUAAACAGUGACCUCGCAGUUUUAAACUUGCUUAAGUUGCCGGAAAAGGAAGUCAGAGAUAAGCUGAUAGAAAAGGAGUUGGAGCAAAUUAGGCAUCACUACCUGGGAAUGAACAGGCAAAAGAAAAAGGUGCAGAAGCCUUCAGAAAAAUUUAAAACGAUAUUUAACUUCGAGUGGGAUGACUCGGAAGAUACGACAAAAUUUGAUAAUAAUCCAAUAUACCAGAAUAGGCCGGAGCCACAACUGCUAUUCGGUAGAGGAUUCAGAGCAGGGUUCGACGUUAGAGAACAGAGGAAAAGAAACAACUUCUACGAUGAGCUGUCGAAAAGAAGAGCAGAGAACCCAGAGUGGUCAGAGUCGAUGAGUAGGCAGCAGCUGGACGCAACGGCAAGAAAAGCAAGAGAUUUACAAGAGGCUGAAUUGGCAAACACGCAUUGGACUCAGAAGAAACGCAGUGAAAUGACGGAUCGCGACUGGAGAAUAUUCAGAGAGGACUUUGAUAUAUAUAUAAAGGGAGGACGAGUGCCACCGCCAAUUAGGACGUGGGCAGAGUCUCCCCUGCCAUGGGAGCUGUUGGAAUCGAUUAAAAAGGCCGGGUACACGAAGCCAACACCGAUUCAGAUGCAAGCAAUUCCAAUAGCCUUGGAAAUGAGAGACUUGAUAGGAAUAGCAGUAACAGGGUCAGGAAAAACGGCAGCUUUUGUAUUGCCAAUGCUAACCUACGUGAAGAUGUUGCCGCCACUGGAUGAUGAGACGUCGAUGGAUGGGCCCUACGCACUAGUGAUGGCGCCAUCGAGGGAGUUGGCACUUCAAAUAUACGACGAAACGAACAAAUUCUCAACGUACUGCACCUGUAGAUCAGUGGCGGUGGUAGGAGGGAGAAGCGCAGAAGCACAGGCGUUUGAACUGAGGAAAGGAUGUGAAAUUAUAAUUGGGACUCCUGGACGCAUAAAGGACUGUUUGGAUAGAGCGUACACAGUCCUGUCGCAGUGCAAUUACGUGGUGCUGGACGAAGCGGACAGAAUGAUCGACAUGGGCUUCGAAGACGUGGUCAACGAGAUACUGGACUGCAUACCGACCACGAACCUGAAGGACGACGACGAGUCGAAGGCGCUGGAGCAGGAGCUGAGCACGAAGGCGGGCCAUAGAAGAUACAGAAUAACGCAGAUGUUCUCAGCAACAAUGCCGGCAGCAGUCGAGAAGCUGACGAAGAAGUACCUGAGGGCGCCCUGCUUCAUAUCCAUCGGAGACGUGGGAGCGGGCAAGAGCUCAAUCACGCAGAAGCUGGAGUUCGUAGCAGAGUCGAAGAAGAGGCAGAAGUUGGAGGAGGUGCUGGAGCACCUGGAACCGCCGAUAAUAGUCUUCGUUAACCUGAAGAAGGUGACGGACGUGAUCGCAAAAAAUAUAUCAAAGAUAGGAUACAGGUACCACCCUAUUGAGUUACUGUUGAUACCUACUAGUACCACCAUUAGCAUUAGUAAAACGUACAACACAAAACAAUGUUCCUGCAGAGCGGUGUCGCUGCACGGCGGAAAGAACCAGGAGUCGAGAGAAGACGCGCUCAACAAGUUUAAGUCAGGCCAAUACGACAUCCUGGUGGCGACGGACGUGGCGGGCCGCGGACUGGACGUCGAGGGCGUGAAGGCAGUGAUCAACUACGACAUGCCGAAGGACAUUCAGUCGUACACUCACAGAAUAGGACGCACUGGACGCGCGGGACUCAAGGGACUGUCGAUCUCGUUCGUCACGGAGGCCGACACGGCCCUCUUCUACGACCUGAAGCAGCUGCUGGUCUCAACGGACAACGCAGUUCCACAGGAACUCAGCCAGCACCCAGCCUCGAAGGUAAAGCCGACGCAGGCGGACAGGAACAUAACUAACUAG